Molecule: messenger RNA, 3272 nt
Organism: Rhineura floridana
Lineage: Eukaryota; Metazoa; Chordata; Lepidosauria; Squamata; Rhineuridae
Gene: SLC29A2
Product: solute carrier family 29 member 2
Exons: 13
Coding region: 323-1756 (477 amino acids)
Biological process (GO): guanine transport; uridine transmembrane transport; adenine transport
Cellular component (GO): basolateral plasma membrane; plasma membrane
Molecular function (GO): nucleoside transmembrane transporter activity
Source: RefSeq, a predicted model, not a curated record
CAGCCCCGACGGCAGCGUCCCUUUUCCCCGGCCGCGCUCCUGCACGCAGACGCCGAGGCCGGCUCCUCCCUGAUCACGGCACCAAGAGCAACGGCAACAGCCGCUCUCCAAGGACGCACGGAGACGGAGACGGACAGGGCGGGAGGCUCGCCUGGUUCGCGGGCAGAGCCAGGCUUAUGGAGACGAGGCCGGGCAGCGGCUGCAGCAGCCGCCGCCCCCACCGACGGCUGGACCUCCGCAGGGGCAGGUGCAGCUGCAAGUUGACGGAGGCCAGACUCCUGCCCACAUUCCUGCCACCUGCUUAGGGGAUAACGGCUUCCCGAUGGCAACCCAGGCGACCCCCAAGGACUCGUUCCAUUGUGUGGGGAUCAUCUUCUUCCUCCUCGGCCUGGGAACUCUCCUCCCCUGGAAUUUCUUCAUCACAGCUAUUCCGUAUUUUCAGACUCGGCUCAUAGCAGGGAACUGCUCAGUUGGCGAGGAGGACGGGAAUCGGACCGCCCUGGGCCUUGAACCUGCGCCCCGCUGCAGCGAUGACUUUAACUUCAGCAACUGGCUGGCACUUCUGUCUCAGCUGCCUCUGCUGCUGUUCACCCUUCUCAACUCCCUCCUCUACCAAUGCGUUCCAGACAAAGUGCGCGUCCUGGGCAGCCUAGUGGGGAUCCUGUUCCUCUUUGUGCUGACAGCUGUCCUGGUCAGGGUGGAGAUGUCGCCCCAGAGUUUUUUCUCCAUCACCAUGGCCAGCGUCUGGUUCAUUAACUCCUUCUGCGCUGUCCUGCAAGGCAGCCUCUUUGGGCAGCUGGGAUCUUUUCCGCAGAGCUACAGCACCGUCUUCCUGAGCGGCCAAGGAAUGGCCGGGACGUUUGCAGCCAUCGCCAUGUUGCUCUCCAUGGCCAGUGGCGUGGAUGCGCAGACAUCUGCUUUGAGCUACUUUGUCACUCCCUGCAUUGGAACCCUGAUCUCGAUCAUCUGCUAUAUCUUGCUGCCCCACAAGGAGUUUGCCUGUCACUACCUGGACAAGAGAACCCAGGAAGAACCAGGCUGCGAGCUGGAGACCAAGGCUGGACUUCUCUCCCCUGAGGGUGGUGUCACCGUUGUGCCAGACAGUUCCCAAGGAGAAUCGCUGGGCUUGAGUAAUGGAAGUAUCCUAGCCUUGGAGCAGGAAGACUCAAAGUGUCCCCUGGAGACGAUGAAUGGGAACAGAGGGGCAGGUCUGCCUCCAACAAAACCGUCAGUCCUAGGCGUCCUCAGGAAGAUCUGGCAGCUGGCCUUGUGCAUCGUCCUGGUCUUCUCCGUCACCCUGUCCGUGUUUCCUGCCAUCACGGCCAGUGUCGUCAGCACCUCUGGGAACGACACCUGGAGCAAAUUCUUCACUCCAGUCUGCUGCUUCCUUUUGUUCAAUGUCAUGGACUGGCUGGGCCGUAGCGCUACCUCCUAUUUCCUCUGGCCGGAGAAGCACCUACGGCUCCUCCCUGCCGUGGUGGGGCUCCGCCUCCUGCUCAUCCCGCUCCUGCUGUUCUGCAGCGUCCCCCAGCGUGCAUUCCUGCCUAUGCUGUUCCGCCAGGAUCCCUGGUUCGUCCUCUUCAUGGUCGUCUUCUCGCUCUCCAACGGCUACUUCGUCUCCCUCACCAUGUGCCUGGCCCCAAAGCAGGUGCAGCCACACGAGAGCGAGUUGGCAGGGGCCAUCAUGACAUUUUUCCUGGCGUUGGGGCUUUCCUGCGGAGCCGGGCUGUCCUUCAUCCUCAAGGCCUUGCUUUGACGGGUGCCAUCCUGUGAGUGACGGACUUUAGCAACAGCAAAGUGUCUGUGCUGCUUUGACAACUCGAAGAGGCUGGUUGCUGUCCCCCCUCCCGGUUUUGCUCUAUAUGUGGCAGCUAAUAUCCUUUCUGGGGAGCAGAACAGAGCACUGUAGCCAAUUUCCAACAAAGGGAACCUAUCCCCCCUUCUAGUCUGUAGAUGCAUGAGUUCAGGUUUACUCAAUUACCUUUCCCUUUCCCCAGAAGUCUAAAAGACUCCUGGGUUUUUGGAAGACUUCUGAAAGACUCCUGGGUUUUUCCAAGCGGAGGGAAAGCCAGAGCAGGGAGUGACCCUUUUUGCAAGACCCACGUUUUCUGCAUCCGGAUAUGGAGGAGCAGAUCUGCCUCUUCCACUUGGGCCUGGCUGAUGACGCACACUGAAAAGGGCGAUUUCACAAACAUCCCCACACUUGUUAUUUUUCUUCUUCUCUCUUCACUUUUCAAACUGAGGAGAUAUUGUUCUACGACGCACAAUCGCUCCACAGAAUGUACUCCUGGAGGGUGACAGCACGGCGGGGAAGAGUCUGCCUCAAAUGGAACCAAUGACCUAGAGAGGUGGUGGGCUCUCCAACAUUGGAGGCCUUCAAGAGGCAGCUGGAUAGCCAUCUGUCAGGAAUGCUUUGGUUUGGAUUCCUGCAUUGAGCAGAGGGUUGGACUUGAUGGCCUUAUAGGUCCCUUCCAACUCUAUGAUUCUGUGAAAUCCAGCAGUAAACCCUAGGCCUGGAUUUGCUGCAUCCACCUCCCCACAUCACCCAUCUGGGGCAAGGCCACCCACACUCUACUUCUCACCCGCUUCCACCCCUUUAAGGAUCUUGCUUCCGGAGCUUUUGUUGCUUCGAACUUCUUUGCUAAAACCCCAGGGCUAGAAACUUGCACCUUCAAACAGAAGACGAAAAAUGUCCACAAGAUGUCACAUUCUGGAGCAGGUUUGCUACAGCGGUCCCAGCCUCCCCCAAGUAGGUGUGCACCAGAUGUUUUGGACAGCAGCACCCAUCAGCCAGACCCAUCAUGUGUUGUAGUCCAAGGCACUUGGUUGUGGGGAGGCUGCCAUACUGUAACAAUCUUUUAGGGCAGCCUUUCCUAACUCUUGGUCCCAUCCAGAUGUUGCUGGAUUACAAUCGCCAUCAUUCCUGACCGUUGGCCAUUCUGGCUGGGGCUGAUGGGAGUUGUAGUCCAACAACAUCUGGGGACCCAAGGUUGGAAAAAGAUGCUUUGGGGGGGAAGGAGAGCCUUUUGGAUCACGCCAGUGGGCCAUCUAGUCCAGCGUCCUGUCCUCACAGUGGCCAACCAGGUGCCUAUGGGAAGUUACAGCUCUAUAAUGAGCCCUCAUAAUAAACAGUUCCAACCUUACAAGGAGGAAUCUGCCAAUUACAUUUUACAGAUGUUGUUUUAUGGCAGGGGUUCCCAAACUGUGGUCUGUGGACCACCAGUGGUCCACGAGCUUCAUUCAUAUCUGUAUUAAAUAGAUUUUUAAUUGUA